Heterostelium album PN500 is the source of this 969-nucleotide messenger RNA. RefSeq lists its product as uncharacterized. Bases 1 to 969 code for a protein of 322 amino acids. Lineage: Eukaryota; Evosea; Eumycetozoa; Acytosteliales; Acytosteliaceae. The record is from RefSeq and is a predicted model, not a curated record. The transcript has 2 exons.
AUGACUAUCAAUUCACCUGUGUUGGCAGGUAAUUGGUUGUUUUGGUCGACGUUCGAAGAGUUUGUGACACCGACAUUUGUGUUACAGAAAUAUAAUGGACCGAUUUGGUGGACUGAGAAAUACAGAAUACUGAUGAUGAUCGAAGGUUGCAAUAACAAUGGUUAUCAGAUUGCAUUUUCAUCGACCAGAGAGGAUAUCGUUGGCAAUUGGGAGAUUAUUAUAGCUGUCUAUCAAGAUAAAGUGGAAAAGACAGGUCUAUCACAGUUCUCAGAGAGUUAUCUGCUGAAUCUCAUGAAGAAACUCGCAAAGAAGAUGGCGAAACUCGAAGAGUUGAAUAGUAAGAGAUUGAAACUAUCUGGUGAUUCAGCGAUAACAGUACCGCAACCAUCUUCAUCACCAACAACAACAACAUCCUUUACAACAACAACAACAACAAACGAACAACACGAAUCAUCAUCAUCAUCAUCAUCACCAAAUAACUCAUUUAACAAUCUAUCUAUUUCAUCAUCAUAUAACUUUGUAAUGCCAUCGAAUAUGGCGAUUGUAUCAACAAUGAACGAAGCAAACGAAAAGUCAUCGAUUAAACUUGGAAAUCAACGUAGAAUAGCGACGUUGUUCAAGGCAUUGUAUCAUAUCGAUCCUAUCACCAUCUUGGAGCGUACCUACGCCAAGAAAUAUGAGGACGACGAAUGGGUAGAGUGGGCAGACGAACGCACCGGAAUGCGACCGAUACACAUCGCCGUCGAGAAGAUGGAUAUCGCACUGAUAAAACGUCCAGGGCUGGUCACCGCUACACUUUGCUUCGUACGCGGGCAAUCUCGACAUCUGUCACCUGCUGAUAGAACAGGGCAAUGCAGCGGUGCUCUCAAUCUCCAAGGACGGCACGCUGCCACUCCACUAUUUGGCGCGACACUCGUUCGAGAAGGCACAAUCCGUAAAAUUCCUACAGAUUCUCCAGCUGCUGCUUGA